This is a messenger RNA of Pipistrellus kuhlii (Kuhl's pipistrelle), 3116 nucleotides long. RefSeq names its product gamma-glutamyl carboxylase (gene GGCX). The coding region runs from base 102 to 2378 and encodes 758 amino acids. The transcript is spliced from 15 exons. The record is from RefSeq and is a predicted model, not a curated record. Lineage: Eukaryota; Metazoa; Chordata; Mammalia; Chiroptera; Vespertilionidae. Gene Ontology annotation, molecular function: gamma-glutamyl carboxylase activity; vitamin binding. Gene Ontology annotation, biological process: peptidyl-glutamic acid carboxylation.
CGGCCGGCUGCUCCCCCGCUGACGUGUCGGGGAGGCGGGGCCUAGGGGAGCUGCCCCUCACCCGCGGGUGGCUGCUGUGGGUGCCUUACCUUCGCAGGACGAUGGCGAUGUCUGCCCCGUCCCCGCGGGCCGCGCCCGCCUCAGAUAAAGUUCGGAAAGACAAGACUGCACAUACCCCGGGCCCUGGUCAGGCCAGCCGCAUGGGGAAACUCUUGGGCUUUGAGUGGACAGAUGUAUCCAGCUGGGGGAGGCUGGUGGCCCUGCUAAAUCGGCCAAUGGAUCCUGCAAGCCUGGCUGUCUUCCGAUUUCUCUUUGGGCUGUUGAUGGUGCUCGAUAUCCCCCAGGAGCGGGGGCUCAGCUCCCUGGACCGACGGUACCUGGAUGGGCUGGAUGUGUGCCGCUUCCCCUUGCUGGAUGUCCUGCAGCCGCUGCCGCUUGACUGGAUGUAUCUUGUCUACACCGUCAUGUUUCUGGGGGCACUGGGCAUGAUGCUGGGCCUGUGCUACCGGAUGAGCUGUGUGUUAUUCCUGCUGCCGUACUGGUAUGUGUUUCUCCUGGACAAGACGUCAUGGAACAACCACUCCUAUCUGUAUGGUUUGUUAGCUUUUCAGCUGACAUUCAUGGAUGCAAACCGCUACUGGUCUGUGGAUGGUCUGCUGAAUACCCGGAAGCGGAAUGCCCACGUGCCUCUCUGGAACUACGCUGUGCUGCGUGGCCAGAUUUUCAUUGUGUACUUCAUUGCGGGUGUGAAAAAGCUGGAUGCAGACUGGGUGGAAGGCUAUUCCAUGGAGAACCUGUCCCGGCACUGGCUCUUCAGUCCCUUCAAACUCGUAUUGUCCGAAGAGAUGACCAGUCUGCUGGUGGUGCACUGGUGCGGACUGCUCCUUGACCUCUCGGCUGGUUUCCUGCUCUUCUUCGACGCCUCAAGAUCCGUGGGCCUCCUCUUCGUGUCCUACUUCCACUGCAUGAACUCCCAGCUUUUCAGCAUUGGUAUGUUCCCCUAUGUCAUGCUGGCCAGCAGCCCUCUCUUCUGCUCCCCUGAGUGGCCUCGGAAGCUGGUGUCUCACUGCCCCAAAAGGCUGCAAGAACUGCUGCCCCUCAAGGCUGCCCCUCAGCCCAGUGCUUCCUGCGUGUAUAAGAGGAGCCGGGCCAAAGGCAGUCAGAAGCCAGGGCUGCGCCAUCAGCUAGGCACUGCCUUCACCCUCAUCUAUCUCCUGGAGCAGCUCUUCCUGCCCUAUUCCCACUUCCUCACCCAGGGCUAUAACAACUGGACAAAUGGACUCUACGGCUAUUCCUGGGACAUGAUGGUGCACUCCCGCUCCCACCAGCACGUGAAAAUCACCUACCGUGAUGGCCGCACUGGCGAGCUGGGCUACCUUAACCCCGGGGUAUUCACACAGAGCCGGCGAUGGAAGGAUCAUGCAGACAUGCUGAAGCAAUAUGCCACUUGCCUGAGCCGCCUGCUUCCCAAGUACAAUGUUACUGAGCCCCAGAUCUACUUUGAUAUCUGGGUAUCCAUCAAUGAACGCUUCCAGCAGAGGCUUUUUGACCCUCAUGUGGACAUCGUGCAGGCUGCCUGGUCCCCCUUCCAGCCCACCCCCUGGCUGCAGCCACUGCUGAUGGACCUGUCUCCCUGGAGGGCCAAGUUACAGGAGAUCAAGAGCAGCUUGGACAACUAUACUAUGGUGGUCUUCAUUGCCGAUUUCCCUGGGCUGCACCUAGAGAAUUUUGUGAAUGAAGACCUGGGCAACACUAGCAUCCAGCUGCUGCAGGGGGAGGUGAUUGUGGAGCUGGUGGCAGAACAGAAGAACUACACUCUUCAGGAGGGAGAAAAAAUGCAGUUGCCUGUUGGCGAGUACCAUAAGGUGUACACAGUGUCACCCAGUCCUUCCUGCUACAUGUACGUCUAUGUCAACACGACGGAAGUUGCACUGGAGCAAGAACUGGCAUAUCUACAAGAACUGAAAGAGAAGGUGGAGAAUGGAAGUGAAACAGGACCUCUACCCCCCGAGCUGCAACCUCUGCUAGAAGGGGAAGUAAAAGGAGGUCCUGAGCCAACACCUCUGGUUCAGACCUUUCUUAAACGCCAGCAAAGGCUCCAGGAGAUCGAACGCCGGCGAAACUCCCCUUUCCAUGAGCGAUUCUUCCGAUUCUUGAUGCGAAAGCUCUAUAUUUUUCGCCGCAGCUUCCUGAUGACUUGUAUCUCACUUCGAAAUCUGGCAUUAGGUCGCCCUUCCCUGGAGCAACUGGCCCAAGAGGUGACUUAUGCAAACUUGCGACCCUUUGAGCCACUUGGAGAGUUGAAUCCUUCAAAUACAGAUUCUUCAAAUUCUAAUCCUCCUGAACCAAAUUCUGAGCAUAUCCACUCAGAGUUCUGAGGUGGGGGUACAGCCAGUCACAGGACCAUUACCUGUGCAGUGGAGAUGUGAAAAAACUUUUACAGAUAUUUAUAUUUUUCUUCCUUGUCUAUAGCUCUUUUAAAUUCAGAGAUGUUAUCUUAGAGGAAGGAGCCAACAAAGUAAAGCAAGGAUAAACUUUAUAAAUCCAAGGGUUAGAGGCCAGGAGGGGGUUAAAAGCAACGUGAAAAGGUCCUUCUACUAUAAAGGGGACAGUCAGGUGUAAAGUGACUGGCUCCUUGGGGAAAGAGAUUUUAUGUACCAUGAUGAAAAUAGUAGCUACGGUAAGUAUCAUCAAGUGCUUGCCAUGUGCACAGUGCUUUACACAGUGCCUACGUUACAUUUAGUCCUUAAUGGUCAUUAGUCUUAUUUUACAAUUGGAGAAACUGACAUUGAGAGGUACUAUAAUUUGCUCAAAGACAUAAACCUAGUAAGGGAUGGAUUGAUGGUUUGAACCUCAUGACUGACUUAAGGUCCUUCACCCUGUCUCUUGUAAUUUUGAGAAUCACAAUCAUUCUGAAAUAAUGUAACUUAAAACUUGUUUUAAUUAUAGGUAUGAUGAUUUAGGAUGGUGAUCAGGUUCUGAAUGCAUAAAUUUUCUCUUCGCUAUAAUUCUGGUUCCUUCUUAAUAGUUUCUCAUAUCUAUUUUUCCUGUAAGUUUUUCACUAGAAGUUAUGAGAGGAUAACAGAAAGUUAAAAUAUAAGGAAAUUUAGAUGAUU